AUGGCAACAGAUGACCUUGUUCUCGAAGAUAUGCUCGACGUGACAGAUGACGAGGUAUCAAGAGCCAUUCUGGAGCUACAGCAAUGGCUCGAAUUUGCAGCUGCGAUCAUGCCCAAAGGUCCUCCUGGCGGGCAGUACGGCAAUGGGGAUGUCGGAGUCUUCCCUGCAGAUUCAUCGAUGGCCAAGCUGAUCAACUUUUGGCACGAGGGUCUGGUUCCACCUACCUCCAAAUGCACCAUAGUUGACGGCGUCAAAGUUCCAGAGCGGGCGUGGUCACUCGCACGAGCAACUAUGGAAGAUCUGAGCCACGGGUAUGCUUCGCUAGCAUUCACGGCUUAUUGCUACACUGGCCUCGUCAAGGACGCGGAGAUCGCGACAUAUCUGGCUUCGAGCCGCCUGCGGGCCAUCAGACACCUUAGGCGACAGGUGGACCUCGGUAUAGUCAAUCCUGGAGCAGUCACAAUGUUGCUCGCGCACGAGUUGAUCACUCGAGAUUACGAUGCAGCUACAACUCAUGCGAGUUUCCUUUUCAAGCUCUUGGAGCAAGCUCAGUUACUGGCUGCCAGCAGUGGGGGCAUUAAGAUAGGCAUGAAUCGUCACUGUCUCUUCUUCGUCGAGACGAUGCGGACCACAGCCUUGAUGGUGCCGACGCAUCGUCUAGUAGACGAAUGGCAAAUCAGCACACGAGAUCUGGAUCGGUGGGCCACGACCUCUCCUGACACUGCACUCGUAGAACGAGCAACCUCAACGGCUCUGCUGGACAUCACAGCACUCAGUGAUGCCACACUAAUUGCACUCUUCGAACAAAUUCGAAGGCUCGAUGCAUACAUGCACGCUAGUCUAGACGCGAACUACGUGACAUACUCUGCAGCUUACCAGCUGUCCUGCUCACUAAUCGUACUGUCUGGACGGCUGCUGAACUACAGCCUGGAUCUCACGAACGAUCCGCUGCGCAGGGCUGCUGCUCUGGCAGCGCUUUACUACCUACGCCUCCGUGAGAGAUCCGAGUUUGUCAACUUCAGCAGCUCAGCGUCUCGAGGCGAAGCGUUCAUGCUGAAAUGCUUCUCACAGGGUCCGCUCAUCGCUGCAAACCUGUCAGACUUGCUGGUUCAAUCCGAUCGCGAAGGCAGUGUGCACACAGUGCCGUCGGCUAAGGGCUCACCGAUGCUGAGCAAGGACGAAAGUGAUUGGGAGUCUAUUGGACCCGAACUCAGACUACGUAUCUGGAUUCUUUAUGUCGGCGCAUUCAUCGAACAGACUGCGGACUACACGCAAUCGCCGAAUCUGCGUCGGACACAUCAUCAUGAAGGCCUUCAAUUCCAGCUCGUAUUGACCAGCCUGUUGGCGCGUGCGUAUGCAGAUCUUCUGGCAGGUUUUCUCGUUCUACCGGUUCAGCCUGGUGCUGCAACGGUGCCAUUGUUGGAGGAUCUGAUAGAACCAGAGCUGCAGGGCAUGAGUGAGAUACCCGCCAGCAUUCGGCGGAGUACCUCAGAAACGCACGCCAACCAACAAGGCGAGCAAGAUAACUUUCAGUACGUCUACGGCCCCAAAUGGCUGAACAUGGUGCUACGCACAUGGGGCAUUGGCAACCGCGAUGGCGGCAAGGGCGUGGGUGGGUUCAAGCUGCCAUGUGUGGCCAACACUGCUGCGACGACUGCUCACAAGUGA
This is a messenger RNA of Cyphellophora attinorum, 1668 nucleotides long. RefSeq lists its product as uncharacterized. Bases 1 to 1668 code for a protein of 555 amino acids. Lineage: Eukaryota; Fungi; Ascomycota; Eurotiomycetes; Chaetothyriales; Cyphellophoraceae. The record is from RefSeq and is a predicted model, not a curated record. The transcript has a single exon.